Mercenaria mercenaria is the source of this 1935-nucleotide messenger RNA. RefSeq names its product toll-like receptor 4. The record is from RefSeq and is a predicted model, not a curated record. Gene Ontology annotation, biological process: toll-like receptor signaling pathway; immune response. The coding region runs from base 1 to 1935 and encodes 644 amino acids. Lineage: Eukaryota; Metazoa; Mollusca; Bivalvia; Venerida; Veneridae. The transcript has a single exon. Gene Ontology annotation, molecular function: protein binding; transmembrane signaling receptor activity. Gene Ontology annotation, cellular component: membrane.
AUGCUAAUUACUUUAAAGAUUCAUGUGACUGAUAAUAUUGACUAUUUGGAUUCUGAUGCAUUUCUGGGACUUAACACUGUAAAAACGUUAGACUUAAAUGACUGCGUCAGAGUUAGUUUGAAACAAAUAAUACCAGCAUUUCGUGGAACAGACAAAUUACCUCGGUUGGAAGAACUAUUUCUGUCAAACUUUGGUAUUAUAAGACCACCCACGUCCAUUGAUUCUCUAUUUUCACUCUCGCUAAAGGGUAAAAAUAUAACACAUCUUGAUGUCAGCAUGUCACAAAUAUCAAUGUUUAACGUUACAGCUAUCGUACAAGAUUUGAAUCACUUGAAAGUGUUAAAUUUAUCGUAUUCAACAGUUGGUGACGUAUUUACAAAAGAAAUUAAAGUAAGCGAUCUGAUGCAUAUGAACCUUAUAGUGGACGGUAGUCAUGCUGUUUUUCCUAAAGCAUGGUUCAGUGAACCGUUUGGAAAGAUUAUCAUUUCAAACUAUACUAUUGAAAACAUUGAUCCCAGAGGCCAUCUUAAACUUUUCUUUGCUUGUAAAGUUAUCAAUGCGACUGGCAUACUUUCUGUGCCAAAUUCAGUCUGGGUUGAAAACUGCAAGGUCAAUAUCGAAAACCCUAUCACUUGGAGCACAAGAGGGGUGAUAGCAAGACACAACAACAUAAAAAGACUUGAUAUCAACAUUCACUGUUCUAACUACAAAGCAAUAAACUUUGAACAUACAGACAUAUCCAACAACGGAAUGGAAUUUAUACAUCCUAGUAUACUGAAAUGCGUGAUGCCAAAUAUUUCAAGACUAGAUAUGUCAGGUAAUCAGCUAUUUAAAAUGGAAGAGGAAAGCUCAAAAUUGUUUGAGGAAAUAUUUCAGUCUUUGGCUAAAUUAUGCACGGUCAGUUUAUCACGAAACAACUUAGAUAUUAUUCCAACGCGUAUGUUUAAAAAUAAUGUUAAGUUGAAAGAAAUUGACCUGUCUCAUAACAAAUUGAAUCAAAUUACGUUCAAAUUGUGGCACCUGAAAAAUCUACGAAUUCUUGAUUUACGAGGUAAUCAUCUACAUGUUCUUGAUGCGAAAUCUAUAAAGACAUUAAAUUCUAUACCUCAAAAUUCCAACAGAAGUUAUUCAAGUGCAUUGCUGCUUUUAGAGGAUAAUCCCUUUUCUUGUUCCAAGUGCACGACAAAACGUUUUAUACAGUGGCUUACCACCACACAUCUUCUCAAUCGCUCUUCACAACAUCUUACCUGCUCAAUGGAAGAUGGAUCUAGAGAUAAUAUCACUACGGCAACAGUCGAGAUGAUACAGAAAAUCUGUAACAGAAAAAUCGUAACUAUAGCUACAAGCAUAUCAUCUGGCGUGUUUUCCCUGAUCAUUGGUGUCUCAAUUUUUGUGGUAUAUAAAAGAAAGAAACACGCUCGAAAGAUGGCAAAGUUAGAAAAUGUUCUACAAAAUUUAACUGAAGGUCAAGGUCAGUUUGAAUUUGUAACAUUUCUGUCUUACAGUAGUAAUGAUAAAGACUUUGUAGAAAUGUGUCUGUAUAAUCAACUGAAUGAAAAUUUGAAAAUCAUGACUGGAAUAGAAAGAAACUUGGUAUGUACAGGCGAUGGGUACUUACGGCUAGGUUUCAAUAUUUUAGAUGAAACAGCAAGAUGUAUAGAGAGGGCCUCUGUAGUGAUUGCAGUUGUAUCUAACAGUUACUGUGAAAGCAGUUACUGUCAUACUGAACUAGAUCAAGCAUACAGACUCAAUAAACCGAUCAUACUUAUGCUUAAGGAACAUGUUGGCGAAGAACUUAUGAUGCCUACAAUGAAAAUGCUCUUCAAGAACAAUGUAAGAAUGUUAUGGACCGUUGAAAAUGGUGAAUAUGUUCUAAAAACGACAUGGCAAAAUGUGUGUACAUCAGUUCUGGAGCUGAUAGUUCGUGAUGUAUAA